AUGCAUAUCCCCACUACCCUAUACUACUUUACACUCUUCACUCCGUUUACUGCGGCUCUCCCGGCUCAGAGCGCAAAAGUCAAACCACCAUUCUUUGUUCUAGCCGGCGACUCCACAACAGCGGUCCAAUCCACCGGCGGCGGGGGCUGGGGCACCGGUUUCUUGGACACGACGCUCGGCAAUGGCUCAUCAGGAAAGAACUACGGGCACAAUGGCGCUACGACAGUAUCGUUUCGGGAAGGUGGUGAUUGGGCAAAUGUUCUUGCAACAGCCAAGACAGUGUCAAGAGACUACACGCCCUACGUGACGAUUCAGUUCGGGCACAACGACCAGAAGCCUGCGGCGAACAUCAGCAUAGCAGCCCUAACCGCCAACCUGGUCGCAUUCGUAAAAGAAGUCCGCGCGGUCCCAGCGACGCCUAUCAUCGUCACCUCGCUGAGCCGACGCAGCUACGACUCGACGGGUCACGUAGUGGAGAGUUUGGCCGACGUGACGGCCGCGGCGAAGGCGGCUGCUAAGCAGAGUAGAGCAAAUAUGAUUGAUCUGAACGGAGCAAGUACGAAGUACUUGAACGCUAUCGGUGCCGACGAUGCGCACAAGUAUAAUCUAAAUCCGACGGAUAACACACAUCUGAACGCCGGGGGAAGCAUUAUAUUCGGCAAUUUGGUGGCAAUGCUAAUUGAUGACGAGAUAGCGCAGCUGAAGGAUUAUGUCAAGCCUAUAAAUUCUAUCCAGGAGGCGUUGGAGAAGGGCGAAUUUGUCUUUGCCAGGCCAUAA
Molecule: messenger RNA, 777 nt
Organism: Pyrenophora tritici-repentis Pt-1C-BFP
Lineage: Eukaryota; Fungi; Ascomycota; Dothideomycetes; Pleosporales; Pleosporaceae
Product: Lipase-GDSL-2 multi-domain protein
Molecular function (GO): hydrolase activity
Source: RefSeq, a predicted model, not a curated record